Molecule: messenger RNA, 1898 nt
Organism: Tricharina praecox
Lineage: Eukaryota; Fungi; Ascomycota; Pezizomycetes; Pezizales; Pyronemataceae
Product: Sodium/calcium exchanger protein-domain-containing protein
Exons: 5
Coding region: 227-1657 (476 amino acids)
Biological process (GO): intracellular calcium ion homeostasis; calcium ion transmembrane transport
Cellular component (GO): fungal-type vacuole membrane
Molecular function (GO): calcium:proton antiporter activity
Source: RefSeq, a predicted model, not a curated record
CUUGGACCAGUCGGACAGAUAGCAGGCUCAUCGCAAGGUAUCUGUAUGUAGAGUACGUGUAUGUGUGUGUGCGCAGCCCGACCUGCUUCAUCGGCCGUUACUACCUAUAUUGCAUUCCGUCAUCCUACCGCCCUCGACGAGAUACCUAUAUCCCCCGUCCCAUCCUGUCCGCAGCUUUGCAAAAAUAAAUAAACGGAAGGAAGGAAGGAAGGAAACUCCAAGCUCAAUGCAUCGAAUCCGACGAGCAGCAACCAGCGCCAGUCGCGGCGAACGAGCCAGUCCCCUCCGCUUUUUCGGUCGUCGAACCGGAACAAUCUCGCAGGAUCAAUUAAACAUCGACACGCCUAUAUCCUCCCGGCCUGGCUCGCAUCGCGCAAAUACUUUGACGAGGGAGGCGGGAGGCGUAAAUGGAAAGAAACCUCUCACCAUCGCUGGACAGCUGCGGACUUGUCUUUUCAAAUGGAUCAAUAUCCUCCUCCUGUUUGUGCCGGUGGGCAUCGCCACGUAUUAUGCUGGUGUUGAUCCCACCAUCGUCUUCGUCCUAAAUUUCAUAGCCAUCAUCCCCCUCGCGGCCCUACUCUCCUCCGGAACCGAAGAAGUCGCCCUAUACAGCGGCGAAGUGAUCGGCGGGCUGCUGAACGCGACAUUCGGCAACGCGGUCGAGCUGAUCGUGUCGAUACUGGCGCUGAUCAAGCGUGAGAUCGUGAUCGUGCAGACCUCUCUCAUCGGCAGCAUCCUCAGCAACCUCCUGCUAGUGCUCGGAAUGGCCUUCAUCGCCGGCGGAUGGAACCGGAGCGAGCAGAAGUUCAACACGACGAUCGCGCAGACCGCCGCGAGCAUGCUCACCGUCAGCUGCGCGAGUCUGAUCGUGCCUACGGCGUUCCACAUGGCCAGCUCGACCGAUACCGACGUCGGCAUCGCACCCCUGUCCCGUGGCACCAGCGUCAUCCUCCUCGUCGUCUAUGCGAGCUACCUCGUGUUCCAGCUGAAGACGCACGAGCACCUGUACUCGACAAAGUCCGAAAAGACGCCGAAGGAAAAGCUGCUGCGCCGCCGGAACAAGGAGGUGCCGCUCGCGCCAUGCCCCGAGCCGCGCACCGAGGAAUCCCUGACCGAAGCCGAGGAGGAGGAGGCAGAAGACGAGCCCGAAGAGCCGGAACUGACGAUCCUCUUCGCAGUGGGGCUGCUGAUCGCCUCCACCGUCCUCGUCGCGAUCUGUGCCGAAUGUCUAGUCUCGAGCAUCGACCACCUAGUCGAGAGCUCCGGGAUCUCGCGCGUGUUCGUGGGCCUCAUCCUCCUGCCGAUCGUUGGCAACGCGGCGGAGCACGCCACCGCCGUCACCGUCGCCGUCAAGGACAAGAUGGACCUCUCGAUUGGCGUGGCGGUCGGGAGCAGUAUGCAGAUUGCCCUCCUUGUCAUCCCCGUUAUGGUCAUCCUUGGCUGGUGCAUGGGCAUCGAGGAGAUGAAUCUGUACUUUGAUGGGUUCCAGGUUAUGAUCCUGUUUGUCAGCGUCCUGCUGGUCAACUACCUCAUCCAGGACGGGAAGAGUAAUUACUUGGAGGGAAAUUUGCUGGUGGCCUUGUAUUUGAUUAUUGCUCUCGCGAGUUGGUUCUACCCCAAAGAAGGCGCUCUAGCAGGAGCGAUGGAGAAGAAGUAGGUAUGUAAUCGGGCUGCUUCAAGUUUGUGGAUGGACGGAUGGGAUUGUACAUAAACGGGGAUAUGACGAGAUGUCUCCACACUUACGGCCGUGUUUUUUCUUCCUUUUCUUCACGAUAUCUGUAUUUUGCUACUUUAGCGUUCUUUGUACAACAUAUAUAUCAUACCUAUGUGGAUGUAAUCAAUUUGGAGACAAUUCAAGACAUUCAAGAUAUGUAACUAGAUUCGUGUGGAGGCCGGUU